CGAAUGCAGAGAGAAAGAAGUAGAUUAUUCGGACGAUUAGGAAUUGAACCGCGGCUAGUGUACCUUGGAGGAUCUGUACGAAAUAUAUAUGUUAGUAUACUUGACGUCUGACUGAUAUAUAAUGACUCUCACCUUGAUACUGUCGAAAGAGAUACGUUUUUUUACUUCUCCAGCGGUAGCCUUGGAUGGCGACAAGGGAUACAAAGAAAACGGCCACUAUGGUGUAUUCUACUACUUUAUUAUAUGUCAUAUUUGUAAUUGUUAUGCUCCUGUGUUGCCAUCGUGUAAUUUUAAGGUCGUGGACUUGGUGCGCAACUAAAAGGAAAUUUAUGGCAACCACUGCAAGACUAUAUGUAUCCAG
Molecule: messenger RNA, 361 nt
Organism: Aspergillus wentii DTO 134E9
Lineage: Eukaryota; Fungi; Ascomycota; Eurotiomycetes; Eurotiales; Aspergillaceae
Exons: 1
Coding region: 122-319 (65 amino acids)
Source: RefSeq, a predicted model, not a curated record